Messenger RNA from Phacochoerus africanus (Common warthog), 1762 nucleotides. RefSeq names its product syndecan binding protein 2 (gene SDCBP2). The coding region runs from base 451 to 1326 and encodes 291 amino acids. The record is from RefSeq and is a predicted model, not a curated record. Lineage: Eukaryota; Metazoa; Chordata; Mammalia; Artiodactyla; Suidae. Gene Ontology annotation, molecular function: protein binding. The transcript is spliced from 9 exons. Gene Ontology annotation, cellular component: cytoplasm; plasma membrane.
CGGUAGGUCACAAGGUACGGCCACUUUUCAAGACCCAUCAAUCUGUCCUGAUGUUCAGCAGGACUACAUGUCUGAGCCAAGUCCGGUUACCUCGAGCCAGGAAGUCCUGGUUCACACCCCUCUCAAGAGGAGCUGUGUGAGCUUCCAUCCCCACCUCCACAUCCAGACUAAGGCCACAGCCCUCCUCUGGACCUGGUGACCUAAGGCAGGUUGCCCCAGCCACCACACCGCACCUGGGCCCAUCCCAGUCCUGGAUGAGUCAGCUGACGGGGGAGCAGGAACCCAGCUAGAACAAGGGCCACCGCCUUCCAGGGAGAGGAACAGACUCCGUUGGCAGUGGUUGGAGAAGGACAAGCAGCAGCACCUGGGCUGCAGUGCUGAGUGACAUCCAUCCGAGCCUCCUCUCACCCCUCACCCUCUGUGCCCUGCAGUGUGUUCCAAAGAGCAGCCAUGUCCACCCUGUACCCAUCUCUGGAGGACCUGAAGGUGGACCAAGCCAUGCAGGCUCAGGCCAGAGUCGUCCCCAGGAUGCCCGCCCUGCCAGUGCCAGAACAUGACUCGCGGACUUCAGUUUUGUACCCAAACCUGGCAGAAUUGGAAAAUUAUAUGGGUCUUUCCCUCUCCAGCCAAGAAGUCCAGCAGAACCUGCCUCAGAUUCCAGAAGGGGCCAGGGCAGCGGUCUCGGGUUCCUCGCCGGGCCAGCUGGUGGCGCCCGUGUCCGGGAACAGCCUGGGGGUGCUGCGUGCGGAGAUCAAGCCCGGGGUGCGCGAGAUCCACUUGUGCAAGGACGACCGCGGCAAGACGGGGCUGCGGCUACGAGCCAUCGACAAGGGGGUCUUUGUGCAGCUGGUCCAGGCCAACACCCCUGCGUCGCUGGUGGGGUUGCGCUUUGGAGACCAGAUCCUGCAGAUCGAUGGGCGUGACUGUGCCGGGUGGAGCACGGACAAAGCCCACCGGGCGGUGAAGAAGGCAUCAGCUGAAAAGAUCGUCAUGAUCGUUCGGGACAGGCCGUUCCAGCGAACCGUCACCAUGCACAAGGACAGCACGGGCCAUGUCGGCUUCGUCAUCAAGAAGGGAAAGGUCAUCUCUUUGGUCAAAGGGAGCUCGGCGGCCCGCAACGGGCUCCUCACCAACCACUACGUGUGCGAGGUGAAUGGGCAGAACGUCAUUGGGCUGAAGGACAAAGAGGUCACAGAGAUUCUGGCCACCGCUGGAAAUGUCAUCACCUUGACCAUCAUCCCCACCGUGAUCUACGAGCACAUGGUCAAAAAGUUGUCCCCGACCCUGCUCCACCACACCAUGGACCACUCCAUCCCGGAUGUCUGAGGCCCCAGGAGAGCAGCUUAGCCCUCCCAUCCUCCUGCAGGGAAGGGAGGGCCCCUGGAUGACAGGCUGCUGCCUGGGGGAGGGGCUGUCUCAAGGGGGUGCUUACUACAGGUGGGGUGACACUGGAUCACGUGGGUCUGUCAUUUAUUUAAACACACUGGCCUCCUUGGAUUCUCAGACUCUUAACUGAGCUAAGGCGGGGGCAGGGCCCGCAGGCAGUGAUUCUCUGUGCUGAUUUAAAUGCUGGGCAUGUAGGCAGGCUGGCUAAAGUUGCAGCUGGGUCCUUUUCAAAAUUUUGCCUCUACCAGUAAAACAGUUCCAUGUUUUGAGAGAAUGCAGUUUUUGUGAGAAUUGUUUGUUUCCUUGACUUGCUCUUUGUCACAAACUGUAUAUAGUUAUAACUUUCUUUUGAAUAAAGAGAUGAUUUUAAAUAAAA